Amoebophrya sp. A120 is the source of this 1203-nucleotide messenger RNA. NCBI's taxonomy places the organism in Eukaryota, Dinophyceae, Syndiniales, Amoebophryaceae. The record is from the annotation of a GenBank genome assembly.
GUUUUAAUCUUCCAGGGUGCACUCGGAUAUCAUCGUUUGGGUUGGAAAGAGUCUAUCGACUGGGAAGAUCCGUUACUAGAGAGUCGCAUCGGCUUCGUCGUGUACUAUCGCGAAAAAGCUUUUUGGCAGGAGAAGUAUCGAAGUACUUGCACCCCUACCGCAAUUCCGAAGCAAAUGUGUUUUAGCAGAAAAAACUCGAACUACAACUACUACGAAAAGAGGAAAGAAAUACAAGAUGGCCGUGUCCGGCACCAGAAUGCAGUACGCGGAAUUUUUGAAAAGAGUUGCGGAGGAUCUGGCGGUCGAGGUGGGGGCGGAUUUCGAUAGUGGCAAACUGACGCUGCCGGAAGAUGGCGAAGCUUUCGGGGCCAUGUAUCAGCAGAUAAUGGGGAUGUUGGCGCAGAAGGUGCACGAAAACACCGAAAAAGCUGCUGACAAAGCGCUCCAGACGUUGCCAGCGGACGUCGUGAAAGUCGGAGUGUCGGGCUUCCUGAAGCCCGAGGCGGGCGGUGGCGACCCUGCGGGGAAGACCAAGGACGUCGAGCUACCGGCUGACUUGCCGGCGGCGGUUCUGACGAUGCCCAACAAGUGCGUGGCGGCGGCGUGGUGCCGCAAAGUGACCACGGCAAUGGAUGCAUGGGCAGCGAGUUACAAGCCGGAAAUCAUCAGCGCAGCCAGUGACGCGUGCCGAGAGUGCCGCUACAAGCGUGUGCGAGUGGAGAUGGAGGCUCUCGGCGAGACAGGAGUGGAUGACGGAGGACAUCCCCUUGUGGUGCUUCGCGACUGCCCCCAAGUCCCUGACUUCGUUCGCUACGGGGCUCCGGACCACAACGAUAUGACGCUCAUGAUCACUUCCAUCGUGGAGAAGCUCGCAGAAGAUUUGUUGCGGUUGGGUUAUUGUGUCGAAUACAAAGACUGGGGAGGACGUACGAUCUCGCAAUCGGCAUUCAUAGAAGGAGAUGGCCACUCAUUCCACGUGACCUGGAGCUUCUCGUGACUGCAAAAAUUUAGAACUGCGUUGGACUUGGAGCUGCGUGAAAGAUUGCGUGUGACAAAGUACUGCUGGUGAAAAUUUUGUAUACGGAAAUGAACAAAGAAGAAGAAGUACUUGCGCGUUUCUUCGCUGAGCUUGAUCGCGUUUGUUCCGUCCGGUUUCUACCCGUCGUAAAAAGACGGCGACGAUCAAUCGUGUUUCCCCGGCAU